UGCAACGGUGUGUGAGGUAUCAGAAGGUAUGGACGAACCGCAGUUUAUUCCAAAAAAGAACAUUAGAGAUGACGACGGCGAGAAAAUUGAAGAUGACGUUGAAAUGCUGAGACCUGAUAGUAAGAGACCAUUCUCUGUGGACAAGAGGCGAAAGAGGAUUGUUUUCAGGAUUUGGUUUAUGCCUGCUGUACGACUUGCAUCGAUUAAGUUAAUAAAUCCCAAAAACGUCGACUCGAUUACAGUGUGGUAUAUCAAGCCCUCAACAAAAACGUCCAAAGAACGUCCAGUUGUAGAGGAUGGAUCACCGACGAGCGUUGUACGAUUCCCAGACAUGCCUGAAGCUGUCGAUGUUAUAAUUCAAAUAAACAGGAAAGAUCCCAACGAGGACAUGAAAUUCAGAAUUUCUGUAAAGGCUUGUUUCAAAGAGGCAACAGAAACGACUCCAUACUCAACCAGUUCAUCUUCCAGUGCGACAACAUCCAUACCGUCCUCUGUUCCCUCGUCUACAUCUCAUUGAGCUCUUCAAGCAGUGUUUACACAAGCUCUCCAAGCACUUCAGUUUCUACUUCCGGUGUCCCGUCAACCAGCGUUUAUUUGACACCGACAACCGUGUGUACUGUAGACGAAGGCAUGGAUGAACCGAAAUUUAUACCAGAUAGAAACAUAAGGGACAAUGAUAAUCGGCCAAUAAAAGAUGCCGAUAAUCUGAGACCAAGAAACAACAAUCCAUUUACUGUAGACAGGAAUACAGUCACGAUACGAUUCGUCUUUAACCCGGCUAUUCCAGUAGAAUCGUUGAAAAUGAUUAGACCUAACAACGUGGACAGUAUCACAGUUACAUAUAUAAGUCCGAGAAAUAGCAGGCCAAAACCUGUUGUUGAGGACGAAAAGCCGCAAAAGCUUGUACGUUUCCCACAACAGCCGUACGCUGUAGAGGUAGUGAUCAAGGUAACAAGAGACGAUCGCAACGAACCGAUGUCUUUCCAAGUAUCUAUAUGGGCAUGUUAUGAAGUUGUCACUGAGACGACGCCUUCAGUUCCGACAGCAUCCUCGCCAUCUACCACCUCUGUGGUCAGUACAUCCUCUGUCUACACGUCUGCACCAUCAUCGAGCUCUUCUUAUACUGGUUCUACAAGCAGCUCGUCUCCUUACACUUCUACACCGUCUUCAAGCUCUGUUCAUACUGGUUCUACAAGCAGCUCACCUACUUACACUUCUUCAAUGUCUUUAAGCUCUACAAGCAGCUCACCUUCUGUUCACACUCCUUCAACAUCGUCAGGAUGGAUCCGACGAGCGUUUACGAUUCCCGACAUGCCUGAGUGUCGUGUUAUAUUAAAUAAACAGAAAGAUCCAACGAGACUGAAAUCAGAUUCUGUAAAGCUUGUUUCAAAGAGGCAACAGAAAGAUCCAUACUCAACCAGUUCAUCUCCAGUGCGACAACAUCCAUACCGUCCUCUGUUCCUCGUCUACAUCUUCAUUGAGCUUUCAAGCAGUGUUACACAAGCCUCCAGCACUUCAGUUUCUACUUCGGUGUCCCGUCAACAGCGUUAUUUGACACGACAACGUGUGUAG
Messenger RNA from Mercenaria mercenaria, 1572 nucleotides. RefSeq lists its product as uncharacterized. The transcript has 4 exons. The record is from RefSeq and is a predicted model, not a curated record. Bases 631 to 1572 code for a protein of 313 amino acids. NCBI's taxonomy places the organism in Eukaryota, Metazoa, Mollusca, Bivalvia, Venerida, Veneridae.